UUAUUUUUUGCUUUAGGAUACUUAUUUUAUUAUGAUAAAUGUAAAAUUGAUCGUGUUGUUUAUUUGUGUCAGUAAUAUUGGUGGGUGCUGCUGUGAUUACUGCAGGAUAUGUCCUAGCCACACGCUCUGCAUGUAUAAGAGACCGGGGCCGGGCCCAUAUUGCAGAUCGUACGACGAGACGGCUUCAAUAACGAAGGAGGAUGUCGAGACGAUCGUCAACAAAAUCAAUCAGAGGAGGAACUUUGUCGCUCUCGGGCUGGCCAGGAACUUACCGAGUGCUGCUAACAUGAAUCAAAUGCGUUGGUCUGAAGAGCUGGCCGUAUUUGCCCAACGAUGGGCAGACCAGUGCGAUCCCGCCGUCCGCCCCGAUAGGAAGGACCUCUGUCGCGAUUUGGUGGACACAAAAGUCGGGCAGAGCAUAGCUACUGUGAUGGGUCUGUCGCCUGGAUUAAGCGUUAAAAGUUUCGUGGAAAUGUGGUACAUGCAAGCUUUAGACUACAAUGGAAGUGUCACUUAUUACAACCAAUCAGAGGGCCGUAAAACUGAUGAUUUCACACAAUUAAUCUGGGCAGAAACAACGCUAGUUGGCUGCGGGAAAGCAAGAUUUAGCAUAGACGACAAAGGCACGAUGAUAGACAGAUUCGUUUGUAACUUUGCUCCCAAAGGAAACGUUCGAGGCAAACCAGUGUACACUAUUGGAUACCCGGCGACGCAAUGCAAAGAAAACUCUCAUAAAGAUGAAAGAUUUACAGGCCUUUGUAAAUCUGUUACAGAAAAACCUCAGAAAACAAUAGCAACAACCGAAAACAGUCUGUUGAGAAUCAUUAACUUGUCGAAAAAUCCAGUGAAGUUGGAUAUGGACCCUCUUCGACUCGACUACAAAAACCGAGAGAUGAAACAAGAUAGAUUGAAUUUUAUGAGACACCAGAAUUUGAGACAUAUCCCAAAUAGCACGCGCGGACUCGUACACCACAUAACACCAGUGAGGCAACAAAGUAUACAGGAAUUGCCAAAUAUUGCUCCAUUGCAUAAUGUUAUAAAUCGCCAAAACCUCUUAGGACAUACUCCGAACAUUUACGGUGGUUUUUACAGAACAAGAUCUCCAAUAGAACAUUACAGAAGGAAUGACUACAUGAGAGACACGGUUAACCCUAAUUAUUAUGAUGUAAACCUGGAACCAUUAACUUAUGAUGGGCAAUGUACUCGUACGUCAGGAACUGUUCAUAAUUAUAAUGCUUGCCACUCUGUUAGUGAAAUAGGACAUCCUCAAUGUAGUCGAAAAGGCAAAGAAAGAAAUGACUAUAUACUAACAUCUCCACCUUCCUGCAAGAAAAAAGACCAUGCAUCUAUAAAUGCAUGUGACUCGCAAAAACUUACUUGCAUGCCGAAUCCAGCCACAACUGUAAACAAUUGCAAUUACAAAUGUCAUUGUCCUAACAUUGAGAAUCCGGGAUUGGAUAAUCGUCGCCGAAUCCCAGGCGAAUAUGUGUACUACGAUCACCUUCCCAGCUUAGCCCUUCGAGGUGGGGUAGAAUUCGACGGUAGGCACCCUACAAAGCAUCAUACGGAUUCAAUUACCUCAAUCCCUAAAGAGCAAAGUACUGGCAACUACAAAGGAGAUUAUUAUGACAUAAAUAUACCUAAGCAAAUAACUAAUACACCAAGAUCGUUGCGAAAGAAUUAUCGUAACCACCAUCCCUAUUUCCUAAGUCCUAGAGGAAGGUCGAAAAGACUAGUGGAAACACAAUUUUCAGAUCUUCGGAAAGUUGAUGAAUCGCUUAAACGAUUAAAACGAAAUCCAAGAUAUACGACAUUGCGAAACAAUAUAAAAAGUAAAUUUAGAACAUAUGGAAACAUUGAAAUUAUUUCAGAACCCAUAACGAUACCAGGAAAAGAUUUCAAUGAACAUCGUCAUGAAAGCGCAGACAGGUCUUUGUCGUUUGACGAGUUAAUGAAUUUUAGAAAAAAUCGCGGUGGGGAAAUUGACUAUAACAUAAGAAGAAAAAACAAAAACGACAAAAAAACUGUUAAACCAAAAACCACUAAACCCAAAACCACUAAACCUACGACCACUAAACCCAAAACCACUAAACCUACAACCACUAAACCAACAACCACUAAACCUAAAACUACUAAACAAAAACUCGCUAUUAGAAAAGACGAAAAAGCCAGCGAAUCAUCAAAAGCGCCAGAGACAACUACGUCUUCUACUAUACAAAUGACUAUAAUCGGUAGCUUUUCUCCGCAGAGCGCUUGUACACGUAGAAUUACAUGUACAUGGACGAUGCCAAAAAUGACUGAUGCGAAUGGCAAAGUUAUUGAUGGUGGUGGUGGAGGAGGUGGCGGAGGUGGCGGUGGCGGAGGUGGCUGGAAUGGUGGGGGUGGCGGAGGUUUUCCAAACGGGAGGACGCCGUGGGGACACGUUGAAAACUGUACCCGAAGAUAUACUUGUAGUCGCAUAUUCUACAAUAGAAACGUACAAGCAAGCGAUACUGCCGCCGGGGAAACGACUCUUCCAGAUGAAGAUUAUUGUGAGCGACGAGCACUCGACGUGAGACGAAAAGAUUUGGAUGAGACCGGAACUGUACAUCGUUAUAAACAUUCCAAUGAACCAUCUCUAGUUACGCCUUCGAUGAAAAAUGAAUGCGCUGGGAAAGCUUAUGUCGAUUGCUUAUGCAACGAUCAAAAACCAAGAAAAAAAAGAAGUCGCGCUUGCAAACACAAGGAAGAGAAAGAAGUUCCAGAAUGUAAAUCAAAGAAAAAGGAGAUCCCUAAAAAUUUAUUGGUGUUAGCUUUUAGUAAAAUCUUACAAUCGUGGGAAAAUAAUCGUAAUAAGCAUAGAAAAACUCGUAGUGAGUGCCAUUGUAAUGCAAGUGUACCGACACGUAUGUAUAUCAGUCACAUGUUUAUAUUCUUUAUUUUUAUCACACUAAAUUAAACAAAUUAAUAAUAA
This is a messenger RNA of Cydia fagiglandana, 2953 nucleotides long. RefSeq lists its product as uncharacterized. The transcript has 8 exons. The record is from RefSeq and is a predicted model, not a curated record. Lineage: Eukaryota; Metazoa; Arthropoda; Insecta; Lepidoptera; Tortricidae. Bases 32 to 2938 code for a protein of 968 amino acids.